AUGGAGGGUCCCGGUCUGGUCUCCAAGACCCCCGCGCCCCCCGUCCUCGGAGUCACGAACGAGACCUUCGGAGCGGUCUGGUCUCCCGGUCUGCUCUCCCAGGUGAGCCUAGCGGGACUGCUCUCCGCCAUCACGCUCGGCACCACGCUGUCCAACGCCUUCGUGAUCACAGUGAUCUCCCGGUCGAGGAAAUUACAAACUCCGGCAAACUUCCUGAUCGCGUCGCUCGCGGUCACCGACCUGCUCGUGUCCGUGCUGGUGAUGCCGAUCUGCGUGUUGUACACCGUCACGCACACCUGGUCCCUGGGCCAGGUGGUGUGUGACCUCUGGCUCUCCUCGGACAUCACCUGCUGCACCGCCUCCAUCCUCCACCUGUGCGUAAUCGCCCUGGACCGCUACUGGGCCGUCACGGAUGCGGUGGAGUACUCCGCAAGGCGGACCCGGUCGCGCGCGGCCGGGAUGGUGGCGGGCGCGUGGCUGAUCGCCGUCAGCAUCUCGCUCCCGCCGCUCCUCUGGCGGCGGGAGAGGGCGGAGGAAGAGCUGACCAGCUGCACCGUCAACACCGACCACAUCUUCUACACCAUCUACUCUACGUGCGGCGCGUUCUACGUGCCCACGCUGCUACUCCUCGCGCUCUACGGGAGGAUCUACGCGGAGGCGCGUAAAAUCAUCCUGAAGCAGUCUCCACGGAAGGCCACGGGGGCUGCCGGGAAGAGGCUGACCUCCGCGCGCCUGCUCACCGACUCGCCCGGGUCCGCGGGGUCCGCCUCGUCCUCCUGGAGACCCGACCAUCCCUCGAGCGACCCCGGGUCCCUGGCCGGCGAGAGGGGGGUGGAGGUGACGGUGUCGGACGCCCUGUUGGAGAAGAAGCGCGUCUCCGCGGCCAGAGAGCGGAGAGCCACGCGGACGCUGGGGAUCAUUCUCGGCGCGUACAUUGGCUGCUGGCUCCCCUUCUUCAUCUACACCCUGGUAGUGGCCACUUGCGACGCGUGCUUCUAUCCGGAGCUCUUUGACUUCUUCAACUGGCUGGGCUACCUGAACUCCCUGAUCAACCCUGUGAUCUACACUAUGUCCAAUGAGGAUUUCAAGAAGGCUUUCCACCGCCUCGUGCGCUUCCGGUGCUGUCGGCCCUGA
Gadus chalcogrammus (walleye pollock) is the source of this 1134-nucleotide messenger RNA. RefSeq names its product 5-hydroxytryptamine (serotonin) receptor 1B (gene htr1b). The record is from RefSeq and is a predicted model, not a curated record. Lineage: Eukaryota; Metazoa; Chordata; Actinopteri; Gadiformes; Gadidae. The transcript has a single exon. Gene Ontology annotation, biological process: adenylate cyclase-activating adrenergic receptor signaling pathway. The coding region runs from base 1 to 1134 and encodes 377 amino acids. Gene Ontology annotation, molecular function: G protein-coupled serotonin receptor activity. Gene Ontology annotation, cellular component: plasma membrane.